CUCCCCCCCCCCCCUUCCCUCCCUCCCUCCCUCUAAUUAAAACGCAUAACCCGAGCACCCCUCUCCCUCUCCUUCCUCUCUUCUCAGAUCUAACUCUUCAUUCCCUUUUCUCUCCAAUCUCACUCCACCAAUGGCGGCCUCAUCACCUCGCGAAGAGAAUGUUUACAUGGCCAAGCUGGCCGAGCAGGCCGAGCGUUAUGAGGAGAUGGUCGAGUUCAUGGAGAAAGUCUCCGCCGCCGUCGAAAACGAAGAGCUCACCGUCGAGGAGAGGAAUCUCCUCUCCGUCGCUUACAAGAAUGUGAUCGGCGCCAGGCGGGCCUCCUGGCGUAUCAUCUCUUCAAUCGAGCAGAAAGAGGAGAGCCGCGGCAACGAGGACCAUGUGUCCAUGAUCCGCGACUACAGGGCCAAGAUCGAGUCUGAGCUUUCCUCUAUCUGCGAAGGGAUCCUCAAGCUCCUCGAUACCAGGCUUAUCCCAUCCGCCUCCACCGGGGACUCCAAGGUCUUCUACCUCAAGAUGAAGGGGGAUUACCACAGAUACUUGGCCGAGUUCAAGACCGGAGCCGAGAGGAAGGAGGCCGCGGAGAGUACUCUCACAGCUUACAAAUCUGCUCAGGAUAUUGCAAAUGCAGAGCUGGCACCAACUCAUCCGAUCCGUCUUGGCCUGGCUCUGAACUUUUCUGUGUUUUACUAUGAGAUCCUCAAUUCUCCUGAUCGCGCCUGCAAUCUCGCCAAACAGGCAUUUGAUGAAGCUAUUGCGGAAUUGGAUACUCUCGGCGAGGAAUCAUACAAGGACAGCACUUUGAUCAUGCAGCUUCUGCGGGAUAAUCUCACUCUGUGGACAUCUGACAUGCAGGUAUUGAAUGCGACCCAUCAUUAUGCAUCCAUUUUUGAUAAAAUUCAUCAUAAGGAUAUGAUUGACUUUGAUAUGAAAUACGUGUUGUUGGAUCAGGAUGAUGGAGCAGAUGAGAUUAAGGAAGCAGCAGCCAAGCCCGGUGAAGAUCAGCAGUGAAGUUAUCCGACUGCUAAAUUAGGAUCGAGCUUCUCUAUAUGUUUUUGAUUGGAGAGGGUGUUUGUUGCUAAUUUCCUUGUUGCCCAAAAGUUUUUAGGCAUUCUUGUCUUGGUUAAAUGAAUCAUGGAUGUACUGGGUUUUUAUUUUCUUUUCUUUUAUUUUUCAUUUUGCCGUUGCGUUUAGCUUGUGGUAUUAAUUCUUAUGUGGUAUUUUCAUUAAGAUAUUGAAGCUUUAAUUCUGUUGUUGGCAUCAGAAUGUUAUGCUCAGCCAUCAUUAAUUUGGGUAUUUGUAUCUCACCUGAAUGAAGCCAAUCCCCAAAUAAACCUCUGGUUUAAAAUAUA
Messenger RNA from Carica papaya (papaya), 1350 nucleotides. Its product is annotated as 14-3-3-like protein. Lineage: Eukaryota; Viridiplantae; Streptophyta; Magnoliopsida; Brassicales; Caricaceae. The record is from RefSeq and is a predicted model, not a curated record.